Molecule: messenger RNA, 636 nt
Organism: Polyodon spathula (Mississippi paddlefish)
Lineage: Eukaryota; Metazoa; Chordata; Actinopteri; Acipenseriformes; Polyodontidae
Product: chromodomain-helicase-DNA-binding protein 5-like
Exons: 4
Source: RefSeq, a predicted model, not a curated record
UUGUUCUGUGCGUGAAUGUGUGUGUGUCCACAGGGGGGCGGUAGUGAGGAAGAGGCGGCGCCCGUGUGUCUCAAAGAGCUGCAGGGGGACAGGUCGGAGAGCGAGGGCAGUGACUACUCCCCCAUCAAGAAGAAGAAGAAGAAACCAAGGGAGAAGAAGGAGAAGAAGACCAAGCGGAAAAAGAAAGACGAGGAGGAGGAGGAGGAAGAGGAGGAGGAGGAGGAUGUGGGGCUCAAGGAGCCCAAGUCCUCGGCUCAGCUGAUGGAGGAGUGGGGGCUGGAGAACGUGGACUAUGGCUUCACAGAGGAGGACUACCACACUCUGACAAACUACAAAGCAUUCAGCCAGUUCCUGAGGCCUCUCAUUGCCAAGAAGAACCCCAAGAUCCCUAUGUCUAAGAUGAUGACGGUCCUGGGGGCGAAGUGGCGCGAGUUCAGCAGCAACAACCCGUUGAAGGGCCUGUCUGCUGCUGCCGCCGCCGCAGCCGUGGCUGCUGCCGUGGAAACCGUGGCUGUGUCCCCGCCCGUCCCUCAGCCCGCGCAGCCUGGAGCAAUCAGGAAAGCCAAAACCAAGGAAGGGAAAGGCCCGGGGGUGAGAAAGAAAAGUAAAAGCACCAAGGAAGCCAAAAAGAGAGGC